AUGGAAGUGGAUGUUCUGAGCACACCAAAGCCAAACUGGCUAGAACUUCCUAGAGACAUAACAAUGAACAUACUGCAGAGACUUUGUACACUUGAUAUAGUUACAAGUGCAUCUGUUGUGUGCCCUCUUUGGUGGAACAUUUGCAAGGAACCUCUCAUGUGGUCCACCAUUGACAUGAUUACCGGUAUCUCCAUGGACAUGAUCACCGAUCUCUCUCAGUCAGAUUCUUAUUACUUUGAAUAUUAUAGAAGAUUAGAGAGGAUUUGUCGCUAUGCUGUUGAUAGAAGUUGUGGUCAUCUCAAAGAAAUUUAUAUUAAGAAAUUUGGUACAGAUGAUCUCCUGAUUCAUAUAGCUAAAAGUGCCAGUCACCUAAGAUCCAUAAGGCUUGAAAAAUGCUAUGACAUUUCAACUGCAGCAUUCAAUGAAGUUGUGAAGAAUCAGCCAUUCUUAGAAGAGCUUGACAUUUUUCAUUGUUAUGAUUAUGACCAAAGUACCGAUUUUUUUGAGUUUAUCGGCCAUAGUUGUCCACUAUUGAAAUCACUGAAAUUUAGUCCUCGUAUUGAGAAAGUAGGUGAUGAUAAAUGUGACGAUCUAGCCCUUGCUAUUGCUAAAACAAUGUCUAAGCUCCGGCACCUUUCAAUUUUGAAUAACGAACUCACCAACAAUGGAUUACUAGCUAUUCUAGAUGGAUGUCCUCUUCUUGAAUCUCUCGACAUUCGAGGAUGUCUUUAUGUUGAUUUGGAUGGAAGUUUGGGGGAAAGAUGCAGUGCGCAGAUCAAAGAAUUACGUUUUCCUAAUUCAUAUUCAGCCAAAUGA
Vicia villosa (hairy vetch) is the source of this 816-nucleotide messenger RNA. Its product is annotated as putative F-box/LRR-repeat protein 23. The transcript has 2 exons. Lineage: Eukaryota; Viridiplantae; Streptophyta; Magnoliopsida; Fabales; Fabaceae. Bases 1 to 816 code for a protein of 271 amino acids. The record is from RefSeq and is a predicted model, not a curated record. Gene Ontology annotation, molecular function: protein binding.